AUGGAAGACGAUAACGAGACGACCUUGCAGCCCAUCCGCACUGGACGCUCAGCACGCCAAUUUCUAUCACGAACACGGUCUAACAAGUCGAACAAAUCAUACAAAUCGCGCUCACGGUCUGGUUCGAGGCCAAGUCGCCCAAGUAGCCCUCUGCACCGACUUACGUCGGCAAACUUCAUCGACGACCAUGGAAUCUAUCACCACAACGCCGAGUCCGACUAUGAAGAAGAAGUAGAAGAGCAGGAAUCAGAGCACGACGGCAGUCAUGGUCUAACACCACAUUCGAGCUCCGAUUCAGAAGAGAAGGAGAAGGAGAAGGAAAAGCAAGAGCCGGAUGAGAUAUUCAUGGAGCCUUUCGGCGCAGAGACAGCACGCGAUCUAGAAGCCCAGUCUGAAAAGGAAGAGCCUCCGAGGCUGUCGAGGAAGUCGACAUCCAAGUCUGUCAAGGAUCCAAAUCUAGUGACCUGGGAUGGACCUGAUGAUCCAGAGAAUCCCAAGAAUUGGGGCAAGGGCAGAAAGUGGGCGGCCACACUCGUUGUUUCUUCCUUCACCUUCAUCUCACCAGUGUCUUCCUCGAUGGUUGCCCCAGCCAUUGGCGCCAUAUCUCGCGACUUCAACAUUACGAGUACUGCUGAGCAGGAGCUGGUUCUGUCCAUUUUCGUCCUAGCAUAUGCCAUUGGUCCACUAUUCUUGGGACCAAUGUCUGAACUCUACGGUCGUGUCAGAGUUCUCCAACUUGCCAAUGCCUUCUAUUUCGUCUGGAAUCUUGCCUGCGGCUUCGCUCAAAACAAGGGCGAGAUGAUGGCUUUCCGCUUCCUUGCUGGAUUAGGUGGUAGCGCUCCUCUCGCCAUCGGUGGUGGCCUGCUCAGUGACUGCUGGAAACCCGAAGAAAGAGGCAAAGCCAUCUCGAUCUAUUCUCUUGCACCUCUUUUGGGGCCUGCUGUAGGUCCUAUCGCUGGAGGUUUCAUCGCCGAAAACACGACUUGGAGAUGGGUCUUCUGGUCGACAUGCAUCGCAUGUUUCUUCAUCCAGCUGUCGGGCCUUUUCUUCUUGCAAGAGACCUAUGUUCCCGAGUUGUUGAAGCGCAAGAAGAAGCAACUGAUCAAAGAGACCGGCAACACAAACUUGCAUACCGAAUAUGAUGAUCCAAACCGCAAGCUUUCUGUACACUUGAAGACAGCUUUCACCCGCCCCUUUAUCUUGAUAGGAACACAGCCAAUCGUUCAGUUCUUGGCUAUCUACAUGGCCUACGUGUACGGCCUCAUGUACCUAGUCCUCUCGACCUUCCCAGGCCUCUGGACAGACAUUUAUGGCGAGUCCACCGGAAUAGGCGGUCUCAACUAUAUCUCUCUCGGCUUGGGCUUCUUCCUCGGUACCCAGAUUGGUGCCCCCUUCAACGACUACUUCUACCGCCGCCUCAAGAAGAAGAACAACAAUGUCGGACGCUCCGAAUUCAGAGUACCUCUCAUGUUCCCUGGCUCCGUACUCAUCCCAAUUGGCCUCUUCAUCUACGGCUGGACCGCUGAAUACAAGACCUUCUGGAUCGGUCCCGACAUUGGCGCCACCAUCUUCGCCGCUGGCACCAUCUUGGUCUUCCAGUCUUGCCAGACAUACAUUAUCGAUAGUUAUCAGAGAUAUGCUGCGUCUGCCGUUGCUUCGACUACAGUGCUAAGAUCUCUGGCUGGCUUCGGCUUCCCGCUGUUUGCACCUUCCAUGUACAAUGCGCUUGGCUAUGGAUGGGGCAACUCGGUGCUAGGAUUCAUUGCUGUUGGCAUUGGAUUGCCGGCACCAUUCGUGCUGUGGAAGUUUGGUGAGAGGUUGAGAGCGAAAAGCAAAUUUGCUUCUGGUGGUUAG
Aureobasidium musti is the source of this 1854-nucleotide messenger RNA. Lineage: Eukaryota; Fungi; Ascomycota; Dothideomycetes; Dothideales; Saccotheciaceae. The record is from the annotation of a GenBank genome assembly.